AUGACCGAGCUCGACGUCGCCUACAAAUACAUGGUGGUCAAUACCCAUUGGCAGGAGACCCCUGUAUACUUCCACUGCGUAUAUGCACCUGUUCAACCAACAGAACGGGUCGCAUUUUACGACAGUCUACCACGCGACUUUCCAGAGGACAGCAUACACGUAGUGAUGGGAGAUCUCAACCUACCAUUUGACCUGUAUCUUGACGUGGACAAACCACACCACGUACAUACCGUGGGCCGAAUCAACUGUUUGGAGUGGCUUGCAGCCCUACGUGUGACCGACGCUUGGCGCAUGCAUCACGAUGAGGAUCGUACCUAUUCGGGGCCACACAAAACGACCCGCUUAGACUAUAUCCUUGCCGAUACACACCUUGUCAGAGACUGCUACGUCUCAAGCGACUACAAACGGCCGGACGCACACGUAGCUGGUGACCAUGCGAUCCACACACUCGUGCGAGAGGCCAUCGCGACGGAGGCUUCAAGACUCCUCGUCGUCCUCCGCGACGCACAAAACCCAGGCGUUGUGUGGCAUGCUUGGAAGAAACGUACACGGAGGUUCCUCCAAGAAGCCCACCGCCACGUCAAACCGCAUUUUUUACGAGAAAAGACAGCCUCCGCCGUACGCUUGGCGGAAGCGCGGCGCCUACACAGCGAGGGGUUGUCAAAUCUCGAAGAUAUCGAGGAGGAGGAGAAACUUUUCCUCGAAUCGGAGGACUUGUGGAAAUUAUACUUCUCUGACCUCAACUUUGACGUCCACGCGAGCAAGAAUGAGCGCUCCACGACCCAUUUCUUCCGUCCACCGACCAAAGUCCUCUACAAAACUCCCGUAAGAUCAGUGAGACAACGCGAUGGGACGUUGUUGUCAGCCCCGGACAUCAUCCAAAAAGAAUUCGUCGCCCACUGGACGGGUGUUAUGCGUGAGGAUGACCCCACUCCUCCAAAUCGAGCCACACGCCGUCGUUUCCUUCGUGUCCUACGGAGAAAAUUAACAGUCGAGGAUAAGAAUGCCCUUGAGGAGAACGUUACCGGGACAGACCUUCAGACCAGCAUCGAAACCAUGGCCCCACACCGCACACCAGGCCCCGACGGGUUUUCUGCCUGCUUCUACCAGGUGGCACCGGCGGUGUUUGGUCCGAAGGACCUCAAAGAAAUUCGCGGUCGCAAACUCCGACAGUGUUUUCGGCGGCGAGCGAUGCGGUCCAUUCCGCUUCCGACGCCACGUCCACUUCCAUGGACAUAUGUGUAUCCGUAA
This is a messenger RNA of Aphanomyces astaci, 1251 nucleotides long. RefSeq lists its product as hypothetical. The record is from RefSeq and is a predicted model, not a curated record. NCBI's taxonomy places the organism in Eukaryota, Oomycota, Saprolegniomycetes, Saprolegniales, Verrucalvaceae. The transcript is spliced from 3 exons. Bases 1 to 1251 code for a protein of 416 amino acids.